AUGGGCGGCCCUUCGACAUCUCUAGCAGCGGUACCUCCCAAUACAACAAAUGACACCUCUCAAACCCAUGCCGGAGACCAAUACGACGUCCCUUCUUACGAGCCUCACUCGUCCUUUGUCGACCUGAAGAACCGUAUCCGACAUCACUACGAACUGGCGUCAGACUACUACUAUUCCUUAUGGGGCCAGCACAUCCACCACGCCUACUUCCUCACACCCACCGACACCAAAGAAACAGGGCAAACGAACCUCAUCAAGCUGCUUCUCGAAAUCUCGUCCCUCGAGCCGUCUACCACAGUUCUCGACGUAGGAUGUGGCAUAGGCGGCACGACUCGCCACCUGGCGCGCGACCACGGCUGCACCGUGACCGGCAUCACCAUCAGCGGCCGCCAAGUGCAGAUUGCGAAUCGUCUGACCGGCGAAGAGACCAACAGUACCAGUACCAGUACCAGUACCAGUUCGCCUUCUCCUCAAGACAGCAGUAGGCCUGUUAGUGACGGCUUCACUCGCAUCGGCACGCAAGACGGCCGCGUUCGGUACAUUGAGCUCGACGCCGAGAAGAUGCAGGGCCACUUCUCGCCCGAAACGUUCGACUGUGUUUGGAUUUCCGAAGCCUUGAGUCAUUUCCCGGAUAAACCACUCUUCUUCCGCAAUGCAGCCCGUGUGCUGAGACCCGGAAAGGGCAAAUUGGUGAUUGCCGAUUGGUUCAAGGCUGAGGGUCUGGAUGAGAAGGCUAUGGAGGAUGAUAUCAAGCCUAUUGAAGACGGCAUGCUCCUCCCUCCCCUAUGCACUCAAAGGGACUAUGUGGCGAUGGCCGAAACCGCUGGUCUCAAAGUUCUCCAUGAGCCAAAAGAUAUAAGCAAAGACGUCGCAAAGACAUGGGAUAUCUCAUGGGACCUCGUCGCGUCCCCAUCACUGUGGGCCUUUGCCAUUUCCCAAGGCCGCGACGGCUUAUCCUUCCUCCAGGCCUUCCGGGCCAUGCGGAGGGGAUACGCCAACGGAACCUUUCGAUAUGCCGUGAUGGCCUUUGAGAAGCCCUAG
This is a messenger RNA of Exophiala spinifera, 1041 nucleotides long. RefSeq lists its product as uncharacterized. Gene Ontology annotation, biological process: methylation. NCBI's taxonomy places the organism in Eukaryota, Fungi, Ascomycota, Eurotiomycetes, Chaetothyriales, Herpotrichiellaceae. Bases 1 to 1041 code for a protein of 346 amino acids. Gene Ontology annotation, molecular function: methyltransferase activity. The transcript is spliced from 4 exons. The record is from RefSeq and is a predicted model, not a curated record.